CCACAAGGCAUCUUCCCUUUUUCUAGAGCCAUGAAUUAUUUCAGCCUGACGCUUCUUGUGGCACUUGGUGCAAUGCUGUAUUUGUCUAUAGUUGAAUGUCAUGGUCACGGACACGGGCACGGGCAUGGGCACGGUCACCAUGGUCACGGACACGGACACGGGCAUGGACAUGGACAUCAUGGACACGGUCAUCAUGGUCACGGACACGGACACGGACACGGACAUGGGCACCACGGGCAUGGACACGGUCACCAUGGUCACGGACACGGACAUGGGCAUGGGCACCACGGGCAUGGACACGGUCACCAUGGUCACGGACAUGGGCAUGGGCACCACGGGCACGGACACGGUCACCAUGGUCACGGACACGGUCAUCAUGGUCACGGCCAUCAUGGACAUGGACACGGACAUGGUCACGGUCACGGGCACCAUGGUUGAGGCAAAACUGUCUGUCGUUCCUGUUUGUUUUGGUCUACAUGUUCCGGCUAAGAAGUUUGAUGUUCAAGAUUCAAGAAGUGAGAUGGUGUUCCUGAGAGUUCCCUUUCUUCGAAUGUUGACCGAAUUAUCUGGAGAACAAUGGCUAUAG
Molecule: messenger RNA, 586 nt
Organism: Haliotis rufescens (red abalone)
Lineage: Eukaryota; Metazoa; Mollusca; Gastropoda; Lepetellida; Haliotidae
Exons: 3
Coding region: 101-586 (161 amino acids)
Source: RefSeq, a predicted model, not a curated record